Penicillium maclennaniae is the source of this 918-nucleotide messenger RNA. RefSeq names its product mitochondrial 54S ribosomal protein uL15m. Bases 1 to 918 code for a protein of 305 amino acids. Lineage: Eukaryota; Fungi; Ascomycota; Eurotiomycetes; Eurotiales; Aspergillaceae. Gene Ontology annotation, molecular function: structural constituent of ribosome. The record is from RefSeq and is a predicted model, not a curated record. The transcript has 2 exons. Gene Ontology annotation, biological process: translation. Gene Ontology annotation, cellular component: mitochondrial large ribosomal subunit.
AUGGCUCCUCGACUUAUGGGGCUGCCUACGCAGCUUCAACAAUUCAUCGCAAGGCCAUUCCAAACCUCACCACUGGCAUUCCUCGUUCCGCAAUUCCAGCAGCGCGGCGCGCACAUCCUCUCCUCCCUCUCCGACAAUCCUUCCGCCUACAACAAGCGCAUCCGCCGCGGUCGUGGUCCCGCUUCUGGCAAGGGUAAGACAUCCGGUCGUGGUCACAAAGGUCAGGGACAGCACGGAAAGGUCCCGGCCGGCUUCAAUGGUGGUCAGACGCCCGAUAUCGUCGUCUCCGGCGAGCGAGGAGGAAAGAACCUUUUCGCCCUCGAAUGGGCCCCCGUCAACCUUGAGCGCAUCCAAGACUGGAUCGACCAAGGCCGCAUUGACCCAACCCGCCCCAUCACCAUCCGCGAAUUAACCCAAUCCCGCUGCAUCCACCAGCACAAGGAUGGCGUCAAAGUGCUGGGCGGCGGCGAGGGCAUCCUCAAACAACCAAUCCACCUCGUCGUCUCCCGCAUCUCGGCUUCUGCAAUCACAGCCGUCGAGGCAGCCGGCGGAUCCGUCGCAACGCGAUUCUACACGCGCUCCGCUAUCCGACACAUCAUGGCGAAGGAGUCCCAUCCCUUCAUCUCGCUGGCUUGGGCCGCUGAGUCUGGAUCCGCUGAACUGUUGAAGGCGGACGGAGCCCCUGAGGAACUUUCCGAGGCGAAUGUGAUGAAGGCCCGUGGAUAUCGGUACAGAUUGCCUGAUCCUACGCGUCGUCGAGAUAUCGAGUAUUAUCGUGACCCUGCGCACAGGGGCUAUUUGAGCCACUUGCUUAAGCCGAUGGAAGGACCUAGUCUGUUCUUCCGCUCGCCUGAGGAGCGCAAGUCGGCCGCUGGUACGAAGAAGGAGAAGGUGUUGCCGGAGAACAGACUCUGGUAG